AUGGCUGUCUCUCUAUCGAUUGACACCCUCAAAUGGCACUGCCCGCCCUGGGGUGGACUGGUCCAUGGUCCUUCCUACGAUCGACAGGCAGUUACCCCGGGUAUCGUCCACCUUGGCUUGACUGAGUAUCACAGAGCUCAUCAAGCCCAUUUCAUCGAUGAGAUUUUGUCAUCUGGACAGGUGGACUCCCUGACCUGGGGCAUCUCAGGCGUGUGCCUCUCCAAGGAUGAAUUCCUGCAGCGCGCGAUGGAAGAGCAGGGUGGCAUGUAUGUCCUCUGCACGAAAAACUCGGAGGACCCCGUGACCCGCAUCAUUGGUGCUUACUGUGAGUAUUUAUCAGCACCAGCGCAGCCGGACGCGGUUCUGGAAAGGUUGCAGGCCGACAGUACCAAGAUCAUCAGCCUCUGCCUGAGUGAGCACGAUCCGCUCGAUGAUGCGGGCUUGGAUGAGUCUUCGCAAGACGUCCAGUCGGAUCUGGAGGCACUACGGAGCAUCGUGGAGUGCACUGACUCUGCAUUGCUGUCAUCGAUUCGGCCUCUCAAGACGGCUGCAGCGUACCUGGUCGCAGCUGCAGCUUUGCGCAGGAAGAGCCGCUCACCGCCUGUGGCCGUGCUCAGCUGUGAUGCAGUGCCACGGAACGGGGAGCGCUGUGCAAAGGUUGUGGCGGCCCUGGCGCAGCAGACAGGAGGUGAUGAGCUUGUGAAGUACAUUGAGGAGCAGUGGCGCUUUCCAAGCUCCGUGUGUGAUCGCAUCAUCUACAGGAUGACACCCACUGUGCUUGAGGAUCUUCAUCGAGCGUCGGGCGUCGCUGACAAGUCACCAGUUGCCUGUGAAGACUUCGUGCGCUGGGUGGUAGAGGACCAGUUCCCAAGUGGCAGACCUGCGUGGGAGUCGGUCCUGGGAGACGCUUGCGUCUUUGUGGAGGAUGCGCAGCCCUUCUCGGACCUGCACUUGAAGGUUUUCGAGGGUGCGAGGCAGCUGAUAGUCUAUGCCGGCCUGCUGCUGGGCUACCGGAGGAUCAAUGAUGCGCUGAGCGAGCCUGUGAUUUUUGAUUUUGUGAACAGAUACUUGGCAGUAGCUUUGGAAUAUGGAGUCACCCCGUCUGAGAGUGCCGAUGGGGAAGCCUAUCAGGCCGAAGUCUUCAGUCGGCUCUCCGCCAGCGACGAGGAGUUAGUGUCCCUGGCGCACGAGGGAUGUCGUAAUCUCGGCAGAUUCUGCAUCAUCCUGAUUCCCAACCUGCCGCCGAUGGACGUGCCCACCAUAAAGCCAAUUGUCCAGCUACUCUGCCUUUGGGUGCGUUAUCUGACUUCUUCCACGGAUGAGACAGAGAU
This is a messenger RNA of Symbiodinium pilosum, 1331 nucleotides long. Lineage: Eukaryota; Dinophyceae; Suessiales; Symbiodiniaceae. The record is from the annotation of a GenBank genome assembly.